This is a messenger RNA of Abrus precatorius (Indian licorice), 7364 nucleotides long. Its product is annotated as lysine-specific histone demethylase 1 homolog 3. The record is from RefSeq and is a predicted model, not a curated record. Gene Ontology annotation, molecular function: oxidoreductase activity; protein binding. Lineage: Eukaryota; Viridiplantae; Streptophyta; Magnoliopsida; Fabales; Fabaceae. Bases 248 to 6058 code for a protein of 1936 amino acids. The transcript has 9 exons.
GUUCAGGUUAAUGAGCGAACGUUUCCCUUGCCGUAAGAAGCCGUUACUCGUUACCGUGCGCACUUCACUCUCUCUCUCUCUCCCCCUCCGUAGAACAAGAGAUUCAAGAGAGAACGCCACCGCUGAACGAAGGAUUUCGAUUAUUUGCAUUGAAGCGCGAGGGUUAUUAAUCUGGUGAUGGAGAAGUGGGAAUCGACGGCUUAAAGGAAUCAUUCCAAAAUCUGUGUUGAAAACCUAGGGCUGCAAAAUGGACGGUGAGGAUAUGAGGUCUGGGACCAAAAAGAAGCGAUCCAAGAGGGAAAUUGGGUUUGACUCCGACGAUGACGAGCCCCUUGGGUCUAUUUUGAAGCUAAAGAGGUCUAAGAAGAAGGCUAGUUUGGUAUUAGAGGGGUCUUGUGGUGAUGCUGUUAGGGAAAAGGAGGAUUUGGGAGGUAUGGAUGAUACCUUGGCUAGUUUUAGGAAGAGGUUGAAGGGUCCAAAGAGAGAUCAGGGAUCUGGGGCCACCAAAGCAACUGGAACAAUUAGUUCUUUGCAUGUUCCUCUUCAGGUUGAGGCUCAUGCUGUGUCUGAUGAAGAUUUGGUUGCUUUGGGAUCUAGGAGUACCUCAAAGGAUGAGAAAGGUGUGGCCUUUUUGCCUGCUGAUGACAUGCAGAUGCACCACUCUUCUGAUCAGCAUAUGGAAGAUUCCUUGUCUGCGAUUUUCCAUAAGUCACAAUCUAAUUCGGCUAGGAAAUCUCGCGCCUCUUUGGGUUCAAAGCAGAGAAAGGUGAUUCAGAAUGUGGAUAGUGGGUUGAGCCCUGGCUCUGAAAGUUUUGUGGAAGCUGCGGAUUCUGUGGUUGAAAGUGGAUCUAGAUCUGCUUCUUUCUCGAAAUUGGUAAUGGGGAAUGUCAUGACCACUGAUGCUUUGCCUCAAGCUUCUGACCCGUGUCCACUUUCUUUGGUAUGUGUUAUGGAUAAUCAAAAGUGUGGUGAUGACUGUUCUCAAGAGGAAACAAACAAAGCCAAUUGUGAUUUGAGCACUCCAGAAGGACCUUUAGGUGAUCCCUCUCACUUGAUCAAUGUCUGCAAUAGAGAUAGGCAGCAAUUGGCUUGUGUACAAGUUGAAGAUAUUUGUUGUGCUUCUGACCAAAAUGUUGUGUUUCAAGAAAGAGUUCUUGGUGAUGGUUUAAAUAAGUGUUCUUCCGUAUCACAUGAUGAAAUAAUUGAUACUGCCUCUCUCUCAAAAAUGGGGGAAGGGGUAAGUGGGUUUGCUGCAGUUGGAGAGUUUGAAAAUAGAUUGACUGAUGAACUAGCACAAGUGUGUAAUGGUGCUUCAGAUUGUGAUGUUUCUACUUCUAUGGGGAACGAAAAUAUCUUAACUUCUGGUCACACUGAGCCCUUGAUUGAAUCAACUGAAAAUAUAUUGAAUGAGAAUAAUAAUAUGGUUUAUGGAAAAGUUUUCCAGGAAUCCUCAAGAAAUGGAGCUCUAAAGUUCUCUGGAUGCGAUGUGGAAGUAGAUGGAGGUGGAAAAUCAGAAACUGAGUUUGUUUCUGGUAGAAAUUUCUGCAAUUAUAAUAGUUUAGAUACAAAGGCUGAAGUGCAAGAUUUUGUUUUAGGUUUUUCACCUAAAAGAAAUUAUGUAACUGUAAGUGGUAGUUUAUCUUCUAUGGUGUCUAAUGAAGCCAAUGAAUCUGAAUUAGCUGCACAUUCAAAUCGCCUUGAUAAACCUCUAGAGGCCUGCAAUAUUCCAAAAGACUCUACUGCAUCAAUUCUGAAAUGCAGCUUGGUGUUAGAUCCAAUUCAAUCUGAUGGAUCCUCUCUUCAAUCUUCAAUUCCAGAUGAAAAUGGGAACUAUGCAGAAUACCAUGCCUCUUUAUCUGAUUAUGCUGACAACGAAGCUAAGAUAUCAGGCACUCCACGGGCAGUGCGAAAGGCCAAAAUGCGUAAACAUGGAGACAUGACAUAUGAGGGGGAUGCUGAUUGGGAGAUUUUAAUAAAUGAUCAAGCUCUAAAUGAAAGUCAGGUUGUAGAUGGUGAUCGCACUCUUAGAACUAGAAUGAAGAAUGAGUCCUCUUUGAAUACUGUUGAAGACCCUGAAAAUGUUGCAGUUGUAGCAGUAUCAGCUGGGCUGAAAGCCCAUAAAGCUGGUCCAAUUGAGAAAAUAAAAUUUAAGGAGAUUCUGAAGCGUAAAGGUGGUCUCAAAGAAUAUUUGGAUUGCAGAAAUCAGAUUUUAAGUCUUUGGAGCAGAGAUGUCACGCGUAUUUUGCCUCUUGCUGAAUGCGGAGUUAGUGAUACUCAUUCUGAGGAUGAAAGUCCUCGUACUUCUCUGAUGAGGGAUGUCUAUGCAUUUCUUGAUCAAUAUGGUUAUAUAAAUGUUGGAAUUGCCUCUCAGAAGGAAAAUGUUGAAAGUGGAGCAAGGCAUUGUUAUAAACUGGUUAAAGAAAAAGGUUUUGCAGAAAGUUCUGCUGCUUCCAUGGCUGAUUCUGAAGAUGGAGUUUCCUUUAUCGUUGGCCAGACUAAAAUGUCAGAUCCUUCCAAUGAGAUUAACAAUGGUCUAUCUAAGGAUUAUGAUGAGCUUGCUACUGAAGCUACAGAAGGCAUGGGGCAUGUUAACGAAGCAAUAAUGGAUUUAGCAAACAUGACACAGCAGGAGGAAAGUAAAAAAUAUGCUUACCAGGAAAAUGAUGGCAUUCAGGAUGGAGCCAUCCCUGUCAAGGUUGACAGUUCUGUUCCUUCUUCCAAGUUUCCUGAUUGCAGAUUGACUUCUCUGGUAGCGACAGAGAGAAACAAUGAAUCUACCUGUAUUAAAUCUGCCUUGUGUGAUCAGAUAGCUGAUCAUCUGCAGUCUGAUUUAGAGCCUAGAAAGAGAGUAAUUGUUAUUGGAGCAGGCCCUGCUGGGCUAACUGCUGCUCGUCACUUGCAGCGUCAGGGAUUUCCUGUAACUGUACUUGAAGCUAGGAGUAGGAUAGGAGGUCGUGUAUUUACUGAUUGUUCAUCUCUUUCUGUCCCUGUGGAUCUUGGUGCUAGCAUUAUAACUGGUGUUGAGGCUGAUGUGGCCACUGAGAGAAGACCAGAUCCUUCCUCAUUGGUUUGUGCUCAGUUGGGCCUUGAGUUGACAGUGUUAAACAGUGACUGCCCUCUUUAUGACAUAGUGACAGGAGAAAAAGUCCCUGCCGAUAUGGAUGAAGUGUUGGAAGCUGAAUACAAUAGUCUUCUUGAUGAUAUGGUAUUGGUUAUGGCUCAGAAAGGUGAACAAGCAAUGAGAAUGUCUCUUGAAGAUGGUUUAGAAUAUGCCCUGAAGAUUCGCCGCAUGGCACGCUCUGAAAGCAGUGAAGAAACUGAACAAAAAAUUUCUGCCAAUAGUCCAUCCAAUUCCAAAAAGGACAGUACCAUGGAACAAAAAUUAGAUGAGGAGAUCUUGAGUCCUCAAGAGAGGAGGGUUAUGGAUUGGCACUUUGCUCAUUUAGAAUAUGGUUGUGCUGCUUUGCUUAAGGAAGUUUCUCUUCCCUACUGGAAUCAAGAUGAUGUGUAUGGAGGGUUUGGGGGAGCUCAUUGUAUGAUCAAAGGGGGUUACAGCAAUGUUGUUGAGUCUCUGGGAGAAGGACUCACUAUUCACUUGGACCAUGUCGUAACAAAUGUGUCAUAUGGUAUUAAGGAACCUGGCCAGAGUAACAAAGUCAAAGUUUCUACAUCGAAUGGGAAUGAGUUCUUUGGAGAUGCUGUCCUAAUUACUGUUCCACUUGGCUGUUUGAAGGCUGAAACUAUACAAUUCUCCCCACCUUUGCCACAGUGGAAAUGUUCUUCUGUUCAACGUCUUGGUUUUGGAGUUCUCAACAAAGUGGUUUUGGAGUUUCCUAGUGUGUUUUGGGAUGAUGCUGUGGACUACUUUGGGGCAACGGCUGAGGAGAGAAGAAAAAGAGGUCACUGCUUUAUGUUCUGGAAUGUCAGGAAAACAGUUGGGGCUCCUGUCCUUAUAGCAUUAGUGGUUGGUAGGGCAGCUAUAGAUGGUCAAAGUUUAAGUUCUUCUGAUCAUGUCAACCAUGCAUUGAAGGUUCUUCGUAAACUUUUUGGGGAGGCUUCAGUUCCUGAUCCUGUUGCAUAUGUUGUGACUGAUUGGGGCAGGGAUCCUUUUAGCUAUGGUGCUUACUCUUACGUUGCUGUUGGAGCAUCGGGAGAAGACUAUGAUAUAUUAGGGAAACCGGUUGAUAGCUGCUUGUUUUUUGCUGGUGAAGCAACCUGCAAAGAGCACCCUGAUACUGUUGGUGGUGCAAUGAUGAGUGGACUACGGGAGGCUGUUCGCAUUAUUGACAUAUUGAACACUGGAAAUGAUCAUAUUGCUGAGGUGGAGGCUUUGGAAGCUGCACGGGGACAGCUAGACACAGAAAGGGAUGAAGUUAGGGAUAUAAUAAAGAGACUUGAUGCAGUAGAGCUUUCUAACAUAAUGUACAAGAACUCUUUAGAUGGCGCUCAAAUUUUUACUAGGGAAGCUUUGUUAAGGGAAAUGUUCUUCAAUGCAAAAAGCACUGCUGGGCGCUUGCACGUGGCCAAACAAUUGCUAACUCUUCCUGUUGGAAGCUUGAAGUCUUUUGCUGGAAGUAAAGAGGGGCUAACCAUUCUCAAUUCAUGGAUACUGGACUCAAUGGGGAAGGAUGGUACCCAACUCUUGAGGCAUUGCUUGCGUCUUCUUGUGCGUGUUUCAACCGAUUUACUUGCUGUACGCUUAUCAGGAAUGGGGAAAACAGUCAAGGAAAAAGUUUGUGUACAUACUAGCCGUGAUAUCCGUGCUAUAGCAAGCCAGUUGGUCAAUGUAUGGCUUGAAGUUUUCCGCAAGGAAAAGGCUUCUAAUGGUGGAUUAAAAUUUUCAAGACAAACAACUUUAAUAGAUUUAUCAAAGAGAAAAUCUGUUAAAGAUUCAGCCUUGGGAAAGCCACCUCUGAGCACACAUCAUACUGCCAUUGAGAAUAAAGGAGGCUUGCUGAAUCCUGCAUCUGCUGGAAGCAAUUCACCUUCCACUGCACAUGUGAAGAAAUUGCACAACAAACAAGGAAGACAACAAGCAACAUAUGACUCAAGGCAUGAGGUCAGUUCUUCCAGGUCCAGAGAUUCGAUAGACAUAGUAGUUACUGAGAAGGAAGAUAACCACCAUGCUAUAUCUGAGGAAGAACAGGCUGCUAUAGCUGCUGCAGAAGCUGCCCGUGCUAAAGCUCUUGCUGCUGCUGAGGCAUAUGCGUCUGCAGAAGCCAGGUGCAAUACACUCUUACAGCUUCCAAAGAUACCCUCAUUCCACAAAUUUGCUAGACGUGAGCAGUAUUCACAAAAUGAUGAGUGUGAUAGUAGAAAAAAAUGGACUGGUGGUGUUUUUGGAAGGCAAGAUUGUAUUUCUGAGAUUGAUUCUAGGAAUUGCAGAGUUAGGGACUGGUCAGUUGAUUUCUCAGCUGCUUGUGUUAACCUUGAUAAUUCCAGAAUGCCAGUUGAUAAUCUUUCACAGAAGAGUCAUUCAAAUGAGAUUGCCAGCCAUUUGAAUUUCAGAGAGCACUCAGGAGAAAGUGUUGCUGGGGACAGCAGUAUAUAUACAAAAGCUUGGAUUGACACGGCUGGUGGUGUUGCAAUAAAAGACUAUCAUGCCAUAGAGAGAUGGCAAUCACAAGCAGCUGCAGCUGAUUCUUAUUUUUCUAAUCCAACCAUUCAUUUGAAGGAUGAGGAGGAUUCAAAUGCCUGUUCAAAAUUACCCAGCUGGAAACGUGAAGGUAUUGCAAAUGAGAGCUCUGUUUCGCAUGUUACUGUAAAUAAAGAGGCCUUAAAAAGCCAUUCCCGAGGAGCAGAUCAUAUUAAACAGGCAGUUGUGGACUAUGUUGCUUCACUACUUAUGCCCCUUUAUAAGGCAAGGAAACUAGACAAGGAUGGAUACAAAGCUAUAAUGAAGAAAAGUGCAACAAAGGUCAUGGAGCAAGCUACAGAUGCAGAAAAAGCCAUGACUGUUCAUGAAUUUCUAGAUUUCAAGCGAAAGAAUAAGAUUCGAUCCUUUGUUGAUAUAUUGAUUGAGAGACACAUGGCAACAAAGCCUGAUGUGAAAUCUUGAUGCGUUGGAUGGAAUGGCCUGUACUUUGUUGUAAGGGUGGCCAAAGUUUGGUUCUUCCUACUUAAGUUCUCACAGUUUUGGUGGCAAUGGGCAUGUCUUGUAUGAGCACUUCAAUCUACCUGUGUAAAUGAUCUAGAGGUGCAAUUAAAAAGACUAAUAAAACUUGAUCGAUUCAAAUCAAGUGGACUCUGGAAAUUCCUUGUCCUAGCAGCCUUGGACAGAAUACUAAAUACUACUGGUGGAUUACCAGUAAAUUGGCAGGUUUGAAGGUGACAGCAGGUUGCAUUCAUCUAUCGGUUAAUAUAUCGUCUUUCAUUGAGGUUCAUACCUCCGAGGAUUGAAAACAUAGGCCCCAUUUUUAUUAAAGGGGUUUCUGAAGGGCAAGACAUUAAAUGACUUUAUCAAUUUCUUCUAUUUGUACAGCUUAGGAUUGUUCUAGUGAUGACAAACAUACAUAUCCAUUUUCAAUGUCCUAGAAACAUUUUUCUUAUUUAACAUCAUUUACUAACUUUUUUGUUUUUCAUUCUCCAAAAUGGGGAAAGAAUUAAUGCCAGCUUUUGUAAGAUACUUGGUUACUCCAAGCAUUUUCUCCUUCCAUUCCCUUGUGUGUUCUGUGUUGCACCCCGUCUGAGCACUCUGUCUAUCUAUAGUUGAGUCAGCUUCGAAGUGUGUACUUAUAAUUAAAUAGAAACGUCGCAUUCUUGGCAAAUGAGCCCUUCUAUUUAGAUAUAAUUAUGCUUCAAAGGAUUGCGCCAUGGGAUGCCCAACAGCCAAAGUCUUUUGAAUUGUUGAGUAUAAUCCGUUGGUCAGUGUUCUGUGUUGGCCAUUCUCCCAUUCUCCUUUGCUAAUUAUUGCUUACACCUCUUUCUAUGGUUGCUAGGCCGAUAAAGAUUUUUGCAACUCUUGCCUUCACAGCCAAUUUUCAGGUGCUUUCUGUUUUCUUAAUUUUAUGACCUUUCUAACAAUACCCCACUUGGUGUUGAGCCGGAUGGCCUUGUUAUGAUUCAAUUGCUUUUUGUUUCUGCUGCAGACUGUCUUCAUGCCAGCAAUAUGAAAUAUUGGAUUAGAAAAUAUCGCUGCCAGGGAAAUUAAAUUCCACUGGGUGUAUCUAGGGGUGAGUACAUUUUGUCUUGGCAUUGCAGGCAGUUUUUAUGUUCCACUCAAUCUUCAAGCUUAUGAAUUUCUCUUCAUAUUGGUUGCACAUACUGUAAAUAUUGGUUGUUGACAAUUUCUGUGAUGCUUACAAAGUUAUAUUUUUUGAUAUGCUACGGCUUCAAGAUUGUAAUAUUCAAUUCAUUUGUUUUCU